Molecule: messenger RNA, 1929 nt
Organism: Ictalurus furcatus (blue catfish)
Lineage: Eukaryota; Metazoa; Chordata; Actinopteri; Siluriformes; Ictaluridae
Exons: 5
Coding region: 1001-1684 (227 amino acids)
Biological process (GO): regulation of apoptotic process; signal transduction
Molecular function (GO): protein binding
Source: RefSeq, a predicted model, not a curated record
GGUUGUUAUGCAAUAUAAAGGGGUUGGAUUUUUGUGUAAUAAUAUUUUGAUUAUGGGUAAAUUUCACAUACACAAAUGUCACAGAUUUGUUAAAGUUGCCCCAAGUUUUGUGGCAGUUAAAAAUGAAUUUCUUUCAAUCCUUAAAGCAACUGAAAAAGAGGAGUGCCUUAAGUCUCUCUGAAUUGCUUGCGAUAUACCUUGAUUAACCCCCCUUAUGCUCACUUUAAUUUCUAUUAUAGUUUCUUUUAAUAUAUUUAGCUAUUUAUUAUUAUUAUUAUUAUUAUUAUUAUUAUUUGUUGUUGUUGUUUUCUCUCCUUGUUAAAGUAUGAUGCUUGGAUUUAUUGUUGGUAUGCUCAACAAUGAUAAUGCUUGUUGGUUACUUGAAGUAAACUUGAUGUUUAAUAAAGAUUUUUUUUUUUAAACAACAGCCUGCAAAUAUAGGUAUUUAUUUUGACUGCAAGUUAUUUUUUAUUUCACUUUUAACUUCACACUGUAAAGCAUUUUGAUAAAUGUAUGAACGUUUCCACUUACUAUUAUUAUUGUUAAAGUGCUUACACGGGUUAUAAGUGGGAGUAGUCUAAUCCUCCUGCCUACAGGUGGCAGCAGAGACAUCCGUGUUUCCUCUCAGUGUAGGAAGGACCUAAAACACAGACCAGGAAAAACACAACACAGUGAUAAUACUAACACAAUAAGCGCUCAAGUAGACCUGGAGAUUCAGUUUAGAACAUUUCCCAAGCCCUGUAUUAAACUCUAAUGUACACAUUCAAACCCAACUGUGUAUAAACAUUACAUUCGGGACACGUUCAUGUAGUUAAGCGCGGAAGUUGAGCUGAAAGUUUGAGACACUCCAAAGAGCUCUGCGCAGAAAGCACAACACCUCGAACCGUGAGGCAGAUGUGCUCCAGCUGCAGAAGACCAUGUUGGGUCUCACUAGGAUUGGAAGAACAUCACCUGGUUUGUACAGUUUGGGAGGAACUUUAGGAGAAUAAUUUAGGAAAGAAUGGAUAUAGAGCCAGUAGGUGGCUCUCGGCUCUUACAGAAGUUUAAACCACAGCUGAUAGAUGCUCUGUGUGGAGAUCCUGACUUUCUGCUCCAGCACUGUCAUUCAUCCCGUUUACUGACCCAGAGAGAAUAUGACCACGUCAAAGCCUCUGCAGUACCGUGGGAAAAAGCCCGGGACAUCCUGGAUUACAUGAUGGGCAAAGACAGAAAACGUGUUCACGUAUUCCUGAGUCUUUUAAAGGAAAAAGAGAUACAAGAGACAUUUCCUAAACUGGGAUUUCUCAACGAGCUGCCUCUGAGCAAAUCAAACACUAUAGGGAAGAAGAGGAAGAAAAGCAAAGAAAAGCAUCCGGAAGAAGACGAUCCCAGAAAUCAGCCGUGCAAAGUAAAAAAAACAGGCAGCAGGACGGUGACGGAGAAGGAGCUCAUGAUGGUGGCUCGCCACAUUGGUGCUGACUGGAAGGAACUGGGCAGAGUGGCGCUGGAGAUCCCCAGCGUAAAGCUGGAACAGAUCGUAGAGGAGAACCCGAACAACCACAGAGAGCGGGUGUUCAGCAUGCUGCAUCUCUGGAGCAUGCGAGAGAGGGAUAAAGCCUCGGCCACUCGCCUGCACUCGCUCCUCACACAGGAGGAAAGCAGUGUGACGCCCAGGAGCAUCGACUUCCUACUGGAGGAGAGCUAGAGUUAGCGUUACUGCUUUCUGUUCCCAUUACACAUUAUUACUAAGGUGGAUGUGUGUUGAUGAUUUUAUGCACCUGUAUAUAUUGUAUCAUAGGAGGAAGGGUUUCAAAGUAGCUACAUGGACAGAUUUACUUCCUUGAUCUUAUAACAUCUUAAAAAAAAUUUGUUAUUUUGUUUUUCAAAAAUAAUUUUGUAACAUUAUUGUUGUAUAUCAUUUCCUAUCCUAUAAUACCCUAGUUUACAUGU